Messenger RNA from Toxorhynchites rutilus septentrionalis, 6522 nucleotides. RefSeq names its product integrin alpha-PS2 (gene if). Bases 508 to 5547 code for a protein of 1679 amino acids. Gene Ontology annotation, molecular function: integrin binding. The record is from RefSeq and is a predicted model, not a curated record. Gene Ontology annotation, biological process: integrin-mediated signaling pathway; cell-cell adhesion; cell adhesion mediated by integrin. The transcript has 14 exons. Gene Ontology annotation, cellular component: integrin complex; external side of plasma membrane. Lineage: Eukaryota; Metazoa; Arthropoda; Insecta; Diptera; Culicidae.
CCGUCGUGGAGUUUGGACGCGUAAAUAAUCAAUCGUUCGCACGGCGUUGAAGGCGUUGAGGGCGCGAGGUGAAGUUCUAGUGGUGGGUUGACCGCGAAGGCUUCAGAUAAGAGUGUUUGGUGAUUCGUAAUCCAUUAUUUUCUGAAUAGAAAGCAACAACAGAUCAGCGUCCAGUGUCAGUGUUUUAUAAUUAAUCCCGGCGUGAAGAUAUGAAAGUGAUGUGCCAAUCAAAUAGCCGUUUCCUAGCGGAGGCGAGAAAAAUGUAAAUCAGCAUUUUGCUGGGUGUGUUGUGCGAAGAGGUGACAGUGCGCGAUCGCGUGUUUUAUUUGUGUUUGUGCGCGCCAAGCCCACCACGAAAUUUGGCGGCGCACGCGAGGUGCGAGAGCUUAAAUUUGUGUUAUUUUUUCCGAUUUCGCGUCAAAUCGCGGCGUAACGACACGAUCCCCGAUCCUCGAUCCGGCGAGAAUAUAUCGAAAGUUAGCAGCAGCAGCAGUGGAAGAAAAAAAAAUGGCAGGAAACGACCCUGGUCCAAGGAGAAGUGAUGGUGGAAGCGACAGAAUUAACGGGGGUAGAAGUCGCGGCAUUGCCAAUAUGCACCUGUUCCUGCUGGUGGCGAUAACGUGGUUGGCCUGUGGCCAACUGAACCUGUCCGUGGAGGCAUUCAACGUGGAUACCGUGAACUAUGUCCUACACGAAGGAUCCCCCAACUCGAUGUUUGGGUUCAGCGUGGUUUUGCAUCAGGAGCAGCAGCGAAGCUGGGUCAUCAUCGGCGCACCCACGGCUGACACGUCCGCCUAUCAGGAGGGUGUGGUAAACGGUGGCGCUGUCUAUCGGUGUGACAUUUCCGACGACAACCGGUGCAACCUGAUCCCGUUCGACGCCAAAGGAAACUCGUUCAACGACAAACACGAGCAGGUUGACACCAAGUCGAACCAGUGGUUCGGAGCGACCGUUGCCAGUGCCGGCGUGGAUGGACCUUUGGUGGCCUGUGCUCCAAGAUAUGUGUUUCAUCAGCUACAGCCCCGGAAGGUGGAACGCGUGGAACCGGUGGGGACUUGCUUCAUCGCUAGGAACAAUAUGCAGCAGUUCGAUGAGUAUUCGCCUUGCCGUACGAUGUACUGGGGUUAUCAUCGGCAAGGAUCAUGUCAAGCCGGGUUCAGCGCUUCGUUGACCAAGUCAGGCGAUCGUGUCUUUGUGGGAGCCCCUGGAAGCUACUACUGGCAAGGACAAGUGUAUUCCAUUAAUACCGAUGCUGUGUUUCCCUAUAAACCCCCGCGAUAUGGUCAGUUUGGCGAAGGAGGUCAGAUCUACUCGUUCAGCCUGAACAACCCGCGGGACAAAGUGUACUCGACCGGCGAGAGCACAUCCCUGGAGGAUGACUCAUAUCUGGGGUACUCCUCGGCCACCGGAGACUUCAACGGCAGUGGUAACAUGGGAGUCGCGGUCGGAAUGCCCCGUGGAGGGGGUUUGCUCGGUAAGGUUCUGAUCUUCUCGUGGAACAUGACAAACCAGCAGAACAUUACCGGCGAACAGAUUGGGGCUUACUUUGGGUACGCGAUCGCUGUGGUUGACGUCGACGGGGAUAAGCUGGAUGACCUGAUCGUGGGAGCCCCGAUGUACACGGAGCCGAACAACGAGGGAAAGUACGAGACGGGCCGCGUUUAUAUCAUCUACCAGGACAAGGUGGACAAGUUCCAGGAGGUGGAGACCCGGGAUGGAGUCAAUUCGAAAGCGAGAUUCGGACUGUCGGUGUGCUCCCUAGGGGACAUCAAUCUGGAUGGGUUCGGAGACUUUGCCGUGGGGGCACCGUACGAUGGCCCACAUGGGCGGGGUGCGGUGUAUGUUUAUCAUGGGUCCCCUACGGGUCCUUUGGCGAAGCCCUCGCAGGUUAUCUUGGCGGAGGAUAUUUCCGGGGUUUCGCGAAUUUCUACCUUUGGUUUCUCCGUUGCGGGGGGUAUCGAUUUAGAUGGUAAUCAAUAUCCGGACAUGGUUGUUGGGGCGUACGAAACGGACAAGGCCCUGGUGUUUAAGUCACGCCCGGUUGCUGUGAUGGAAGCGAGUGCACUUUUUGAGACUGAAAACAAAUUGAUCUCGUUGGAAGACCGCAAUUGUACCCUGCGAGAUCAAAAACAAGUCCCGUGUACGGUCGUGAACUCUUGCAUGAAGUACAACGGUAUCAAUGUACCUCCAACCCUAGAUAUUGAGGUGUCGUGGGUAUUGGAUUCGAAAAAAUCACGCAAUGCUCGAAUGUAUUUCCUGAACGAAGAGGGACGCAACAUCCGGAACCAAUCGAUGCGGCUGUAUCGCGGUAAAUUGGAGUGCAAGAGCGAACGGGUAUACAUUGCAGAUAACAUCAGAGAUAAGAUAACUCCCCUUGAAGUGGAAAUGAAGUAUAGUUUACGUCAGAGCAGCUUCAGCCAGCAACGGAGACGUCGCGCCACAGUUGAACCAGUGUUGGACCAAAAUCGAGGAACAGUCCAAAAGGAUUCCAUAAACAUCCAGAAGAACUGCGGACCCGAUAAUGUGUGCAUUCCAGAUCUACGUCUCCAGGUGAACACGGUUGAUGAGUACCUACUUGGUUCUGGCAAGCUUUUGGGAGUAGAUGUUCUGAUUUCGAACUUUGGAGAAGAUGCAUUCGAGGCAGGUUUCUAUAUGACGAUACCUCCGGAGCUGAACUUCAGAAGAGUGGAGAAAGUUGGUGAAAUUAAAGAUACCCCUAUCCUUUGUACCCCUCCGCCGGGAGCAACGAACGGUACACUGAAGUGCGACAUAGGUAACCCACUGUCCAGUGGAAAGGUUGUGAAUUUCAAGAUCCUGCUCUCCCCAUCGAUCAAGGUUGGAAUGGCGCCAAGCUACGAUUUCUACAUGGAAGCAAACUCAACAAACGCUGAAUCCGACGGCUCCCACAUGGAUAACAUCUUCAAGAAGAGCGUUGGAAUCACCAUCAAAACGGAUCUGUCUAUUUCUGGCGUAUCGCUACCCGAAGACUUCCUAUACAACUAUACCCAAUAUCGGAAACUCGAGGAAGCUGAGACUGAGCAUCAUCUCGGUCCGCAAGUGGUACACAUCUAUGAAAUCCGCAACGAAGGUCCAUCCACCAUUGACGAGGCCGAAUUCUUCGUGCUGUGGCCCUACGAAACACAUGAUGGCGACCCGUUGAUGUACCUGCUCGUUGCCCCCGAGACCAGCGGCAACAUCAAGUGUCAACCGAGCAGCUAUAUCAACCCGCGAGAUUUGGCUAUCGAGAACCCACGCAAAAGCUACCUGGAGAAGGUGGGCGCGUCGUCCGUUAAUCACGAUUCGGGUUCCAGAACCGAGUAUCGUGCUUCUUCAGGCUCGUCUUCCGGCACGAGCUCUACAGGUUUCCACCGUCAAUCAACGUCCGGUGGAUCAUCGUACCGUGGUACCAGCUCCAGUUCCAGUUCAGGAUCGAGCUUCAGUUCGGGUUCCAGUUCGUCAACAUCUUCGCGUGCCGGAGGCAGCCAAGCGGUGUUGACCGAUACGGAUAAGCGACGCUUGGACGACGAGGAAAAUCAGGAAUCAACCGGAGAUGCAUCCUACGUGCACAGACAGCGAGCGGAAAGUGCAGCGGCAGCAGCGGAGGCGCACUCGCAGUACGCGGCUGAUAGUCAACGGUACAGAGGAGAAGCGGGCCGCGGCAACAGGAACGGCACCUCCCGGGAGUAUUCGUAUUCGAGUAGUUGGAACUCCUCCAGUGUUAAUGGUGGCCCAGUGGCAACCUAUAGUGCCAGUCGGAAUCGGACGACGUACCGCGGAGAAGAUGGUCGCGUGCGAGUGAGUGAAAGUAGCACCGAACACUACGGUAAAUCGGUGGCUGCGUUUGCAGGGGUAGGAGCCAAUGUCGAUGGACAAACCCUCUACAAGGAGGACUUCAGUGAUGUUUAUCGUCAGGAUGAGAGAGGCGGAGUGGUAUCCGCUUCAAAUGUGGGAUCAUCCUCGGUUAAUGCAGGAGGUCAUCGACAGAGCUCAAGCGCUGGAGCAUCUUACGGUCAUAGUGGAGGGGCUUCCGCCUCGGAAUCAUCCCGAGUGGUACAUACUUCGUCAUCGUCAGCUGCGGGUCAUGGUGGAUCAUUCGCUACCUCCGGACGUGGUAAUGAAAUCUACAGGAGUGAAUCAUCCAACUCUGAAUCGGGAUCUUCUAGGGCUACUGGCGGAGGUCAUCGGCACGGGUCGAGCUCUGGAGCAUCACAGGUGCACUCAUCGUCGGACCGUGUUGACGAGUCUUCUUAUUCAGAAUCGUCCCGAGCGGCAUCCGGUUCUUCCUCGUCAUCUGCUUCGAGUCGUGGUGGUUCAUCGGGUCCAUUUGGGCAUGGAAGCGAGCUCUACAAAAGCGAAUCAUCUCACACGGAAGAAGUGAACCAGGACAUUUCCGGCCUUGGCUCGCGAUCCUCCAGUUCGACGCAGGGCGGAGAGAUGAGUGUAUCAGGGGCAUCUUCCAGCAGCAGGCGUCGCAUGAAGAGCCAACAGGAUGGGGAAGCAACUCGACCGGAUCUGAUAACCGGUGUGUCAACCAUCGAGCGACUGGCCCAGGGUCGGGGAGGCUUCCAGACGGCAACCCUUGAUCUGGGAACACUAAACAGACAGAAUGUUGACGAGGAAAUCCGAACGAGUGGCAGUGCGAGAGCGUCCGGUGGAAGGAACGCAACCUAUGAAUCGCACGGCAGCGCACAUGGUGGGGCAAGUUCAAGCCAAUACGGACAGCAGCAUGGAGGAUCAACGCAUUAUUCGUCCUCUUUGUCUUCGUCAUCAGCGGCGGGCAGGACGCACUCAAGCUCGUCGCAUUCCUCCACCACUGGUGGCCAGGACAGCUACUCGCGUCAUCAACAGAACGCCGCAUACGGUAUCUUGAAUGAGGAGGAUGGCGAUGAGUAUGUAGACGAAUACGACGAAGGCGAUGAUGGUGGUUACGUUGAUCAGUCUGAUACUCGUGGUUAUGGAACAAGUUACCAACAUCACAGCCGCAGCCACCUGAACCAGGGCCAUGAAAACGUAGAUCAGAAGUUCAAAUACUAUCAACAGUUCGAUCGUCGCCAGAGAAGGCAAGCCCCGGGCGUCGAGGAUGCGAACGAGCAGGCCCUGAACAAAGCGCUUCAGUGCCAAGCUACACGAUGUGCCAUAAUCCGGUGUUUGGCUGGCCCGAUCGGGGACAAAGACGUUGCCUUCAUUGGGCUGAGGACACGCGUUGUUGCCCACACUCUGCACAAGAUUUCGUCCGGGUCGGCGAUCAAUUUCUCCACAAUGACCGUGGCUAGGGUUACGCGUUUGCCGUACAUAGGACAACCGAAGGAGAUGCCACUGAAGACGCACGAGAUUCAGGUCAAGGCAACGCCGGAGCCGACGCCAAAGCCGGACGUGGUGCCACUGUGGAUCGUUGUGCUGGCGGCCUGCGCCGGUACGAUCAUUCUACUGCUGCUCGUCUACUUGCUGUCGAAGUGCGGUUUCUUCAACCGAAAUCGACCGACAGACUCCUCGGAGCGGCAGCCACUCAAUCGAAACGGCAACUAUCACGGCGACGAGCAUUUGUGAAAACAGCACCGGAAAAGCCGUUUUUGAGUGUUUGUGUAUCGAAUCAAGAUAAUGUAUUUGUUCAGUACGACGUACGCUUAAUUUAUUAGUUUCUUUUCUGUUUUGUACGAUAGAAUCAAACGCAAUUUUUUCGAUUCCUCCGAGACUAGGAAACGAUUAGUUUCAUGUGUUUUUCUCUAAACAUUAUCGAUCAGCAGCUCAUUUCAGUAAUCUCCUGCUCUAAUCUUUGUCUAGUAUUAGCCCUAACGAUUCGUGUAGAGGUUUAAGUGUAAAACUAAACUAACUAGUCAAUCUAAUUGAAGCUUACCGACUCUACAAGCUUAUUCUUAUUACGUGUCUCAUUUCGAAUCCCAUUUACGUAGUGCAAUUGAAAUGACAAACAGAAUGAAUAUCAUAAUUAUUUAGUUUGCAGUCCGAAUGCAAUCGGAACUAAAGGAACAAACAAACGAACAAUUUUUUUCGUAGGAAAACUAAUAAUGCGCAAAUGAUAGAUUCUAGAUAAUAAUAGCUGAUAGCUCAGAUGGAUCUGAGAACGAAUAGAUGCCUUGUAGUUAUUUAUUGUUAGGAUUUUAAUGUUGAAUUGAGAAGUUUUGAAGUGCCUAAAAAGUUUUAGAAUGUUUAGAAAAUGCCACGGUGCCAUUCGAGUAUAUGAAAAUUUAAUUUGUUGUAAACCUGAAGCGCAGCAACGGAAUUGAAACGUUCUUCUGUACUUUACGGUUUUGUUCGCCACAGAUUUGGCAACCGAUAUUUCUUCGAAUUUUAGUGUACGAUAAUGUAUGUGUAAAUUAUUUACUUAAUAGUGAUAACAGUAGCUAUAAUCGAUUACCGUAUGGUUUUAAACAAAACGUUUUCAAUUUCAUUUUUAUUAUUAUUAUUUUCGCUUUGGUUCAUUCAUCUUAACAAAUACUGAUAUUUAAGUUGACUGUAAAUAUUUUUUGUACAAGUGAACGAGAAACUUAAUGGAAAAUUCAGAAA